Messenger RNA from Orcinus orca (killer whale), 2065 nucleotides. It is a transcript of the gene PSRC1, whose product is annotated as proline and serine rich coiled-coil 1. Gene Ontology annotation, cellular component: microtubule cytoskeleton; spindle pole; spindle microtubule. Lineage: Eukaryota; Metazoa; Chordata; Mammalia; Artiodactyla; Delphinidae. Gene Ontology annotation, biological process: mitotic metaphase chromosome alignment. The record is from RefSeq and is a predicted model, not a curated record. The transcript is spliced from 8 exons. Bases 205 to 1452 code for a protein of 415 amino acids. Gene Ontology annotation, molecular function: microtubule binding.
GUCAAAGCUCAGCUCUGCCCCGCACGAGAAGGAGGGGGCGGAGAAGAGGGGGACGGCAGGUCGCGAAACUCUCACUCAUUGGCCCGUUCCCUCGCUCGUCGCCGCGAGGUCCCGCCCCUCGCAGGCCCGGCUCCGGGAGGGAAGCCGAACAAGGUCUUCCGGGCAAGCAAGCGCGCUCGCGGCCUCCUCGCCUCAGCCCUCCAAAUGAAGCCCUUCUUGGAACGGCUUUCCACUCGGCCCCCACCUGCGGACUUCCGGCCAGCUACCCCUCCACCGCCCCGCCCCACAAGGGCGGAGGAUGCUGGCCUUCACCAAUCAUUGAGCGCGUGUGGUAGGAGUGGGUGGGGCCUGAGAGAUUCGAAAGGAGCCCCGCCCCCUCGGAGCGGGUUCCCUGGACAAGGUUGUAGGAGGAAAACACCUUCCGCGGGAGCUCCGGGGUCUAAGCUGACUUUUGCUCCUGCUGGCUGGAACAUGGAAGAUUUAGAAGAAGAUGUAAAGUUUAUAGCAGAUGAGACCUUGGACUUUGGGGGGCUGUCACCAUCUGACAGUCGAGAGGAAGAAGAUACAGCAGUGUCGGUGACUCCGGAGAAACCCCUCCGACGAGGUCUCUCCCAUCGAAGUGACCCAAAUGCAGUGGCCCCCGCCCCCCAGAGUCUGAGGCUCAGUUUAGGCCCCCUCAGCCCAGAGAAGCUGGAAGAAAUCCUCAGUGAAGCCAACCGGCUGGCAGCUCAUCUGGAACAGUGUGCCCUGCAGGAGCGGGAGAACACCGGUGAGGGCCCGGGGCCUCGAAGGGUGAAGCCCAGCCCUCGGCGGGAGACCUUUGUGCUCAAGGACAGUCCUGUCCGAGACCUGCUGCCCACCGUGAGCUCUUUGUCUCGGAGCACUCCCUCCCCAAGCAGCCUGACACCCCGACUCCGGAGCAGCGAUAGGAAGGUGUCAGUCAGGGCUCUUCGAGCAACAUCUGGAAAGAGGCCCUCCGGCAUGAAGAGGGAGUCGCCCACUUGCAAUCUGUUCCCUGCAUCCAAAAGCCCAGCAUCUUCUCCUCUUGCCCGAUCAACUCCUCCAGUCCGGGGGAAAGCCGGGCCCAGUGGGAGAGCAACAGCAAGCCCACCUACCUCUGUCAGACCAGUCUUGGCUCCACAGCCUUCUACCAGCAACUCUCAGCGCCUGUCUCGGCCACAGGGAGCAGCUGCUAAACCUUCCAGUCGACUGCCUGUUCCGUCGGCCAUUCCCAGGCCUGCCAGCAGGAUGCCACUCACCAGCCGGAGUGUACCAUCCAGCAAAGGUGCCCUUCCUCCAGAUUCCCUGCCAGCUCGGAAAGGACUUCCAAGACCAAGUGCCGCAGGGCACAGAGUUUCUGUUUCUCAGCGACCAAAUCUUCCCAUCCCUGGUGCCGGUCGCAGCAAUCUGCAGCCCCCCAGGAAAGUUGCAGUCCCAGGACCUACCAGGUAAAGAGAUCAGGACAGCAAGCAAGAAUUCAGUAGCAAACUACUAUAGUCACUGCCUGGACUCACCUCUGUAUUCAGCUUCCCAAGCUCUCUCCUUGGAGGCAGGCCUGACUCCAGCAGAUUCUGGCCCAGGGACAGAAGGAAGAGCUGCCACCAUGGCUGGUGCCCCAGGAGUAGAGACCAUGGGAGAUAGGGUGGAUUCGGGUUGAGCUGGAGGGGAAUCAAACUCUCAGUUGAAACAAGAUAGGAAAAAGAGGUUGCCUCCCAGUGGUGAAGUUAAACAGGAAAUAAGAAAUGCUCGAAAGUGGUUUGUCCUCAUCCACCCCCAUUCUUGUGUCUAGCUCCACAGAGUUUGAUUUUCAUCCCAGGCUUUGGUUCGAUGGACAUUUACAUGUGAAUGGCCUCUGUAGCUAACCUCCGUGCUCUCCAAGGAGCAGUCCUCCUGAAUAACAUCCUCUGCUGGACUCAGGCCUGUUUGGAGAGGCAGAGGCAGGCAUCUGGUCUCCAGAACUUGUUUCCUGUGGAUUCUAUGACUCCUAACAGGCCAGUUUAUGAUGAGCUUACUCCAUUGGUCUGCAUUUUUCUAAAAUAAAAUGAGUAUAUUUUUAUAUUCUGAA